This is a messenger RNA of Morchella importuna, 1491 nucleotides long. RefSeq lists its product as uncharacterized. The transcript is spliced from 4 exons. NCBI's taxonomy places the organism in Eukaryota, Fungi, Ascomycota, Pezizomycetes, Pezizales, Morchellaceae. The record is from RefSeq and is a predicted model, not a curated record. The coding region runs from base 1 to 1491 and encodes 496 amino acids. Gene Ontology annotation, molecular function: protein binding; cis-regulatory region sequence-specific DNA binding. Gene Ontology annotation, cellular component: nucleus.
AUGGCUCCUUCAACAACCCUUAUAGAUCCUAUACCCUCUCCACCGUCAAAACGUCAGAAAAUAUUUUCAGUGACUGGUGUGAAUAUAGAAGCCGAUAUUCUUUCAAUUUCCGAUGAAAAAGGCUUUGAGGAUACAGCGACCAUCUCUUCUCAUCCUCUUCGAAUAAAACCCAGCGGAAAUGCCUACACCUCGGAAUCGAAUCUCCGUGAGACCUCAACGGGAUUAUUUGCAGUCUUUCCCGACGAAUUGAUUAUCGAUAUAUUAGGAUAUCUAGAUGCCGAAAGCCUUUCUCAACUGGGAUUUACGAGUAGGGGUCUUUAUGCCUUUAGUCGUCAUGAAGAGCUAUGGAAAGCACUAUUUAUAGAAUCACCUAAGUCUAAGCUUCCAUUCACCUGGCGUGGAAUCUGGCGUCGAACCCAUCUAUCAUUGCCUUUCAGUAAAGAGGUUCUGAUACCAACUCCAGACCUAUUUUCUGAUACCCUUCAUAGACCUUUUCAUAUGUCUCAAAUUCCGCUUAAGCCUUAUGCUUCUAAGAUCCCUUCACAAAAUGCUAUCCUUUGUCUCCCCGACAUGACUGCAGAGGAUUUUAACCAAAAAUACUCCACUGCACCAUUCAUACUUACCAGUCCAGUCAAGGACUGGGCAGGAUACAAGGAGUGGUCUAUUGCAUCUUUAGUGGACAGGUACCGUGAUGUCCGCUUUCGUGCCGAAAGUGUAGAUUGGCGACUCGGUGAUUACUAUGAUUAUAUGAGAGACCAAACGGACGAAAGCCCGCUGUAUCUUUUUGAUCGGGCAUUUGUAGAGAAGACAGGUGGAGAGCUAGGACGUGGUUUCACAGUGCCUGAAUGCUUUGGAAAAGAUUAUUUCGAGGUUCUUGGAGAUGAGAGACCUGAUAGACGGUGGAUGAUCCUGGGACCUGAGCGAAGCGGCAGUACAUUUCAUAAAGACCCAAAUGCGACCUCAGCCUGGAAUGCCGUUAUUGAGGGAGAGAAGUACUGGAUAAUGUUCCCACCAGGGUCUCCUCCACCCGGAGUCUAUGAAUCUGAAGACCAUAGCGAAGUUACAUCGCCCUUGAGUAUCGCAGAAUGGCUUGUAGGCUUUCACCGAGAGGCAAGGAGAACAAAAGGGUGUCGAGAAGGUAUUUGUAAAGCUGGCGAGAUAUUAUACGUCCCUUCAGGAUGGUGGCAUCUUGUGGUCAACCUUUCACCAUCGCUUGCAUUGACCCAGAAUUUCAUACCCCCAACCCAGCUUUCGGCCGCGAUAGAGUUUCUACGGGAUCAACCGGGGUCAGUAUCCGGGUUCAAUACAAAAAGAGUGAGGGAUCCGUAUGGAUUAUUCAUAAAAAGGAUGGAGGAGCAAUACCCAGUGGAGCUCCAGGCGGCUUUGGAAAAGCUGGAGAAGAAGAAAAAGACAAAGUGGGGCACGCUUACUGACACAAAGGGACAAGGUUUUAGCUUUGGUUUUGGCUGUGAGGAUAGUGAUGAAGAAUGA